AACAUUCACAGAGUCAGUCGUGAUGGGUCUUCUCUCCUGGUGGAAAGGCAGCGACUCCAAAGCCGAAACCAAGCCCAGCAACCCGGACCCGAAACCGGUCGAAGUUCCCGGCAUGAACGGCGCCGUUGAGGUCCCUCGACCCGCCGCCGCAGCCAAAGUCACCGUCUUUGAGUUCGGGUCUGUCGCCGCUUCUUCAGAUAAGGUCACUCUCGUCGGGUACUGCCCCGUCUCCGAGGAGCUCGAGCCCUGCCGCUGGGAGAUCCUCUCCGCGAGUGGCUCCGACGCGCCGCAGUUCCGCGUGGUGUUCUGAGCUCAAAAAGGUGUUGCCUUUGGUUGGAAUUCUGAGGUUUAAGCCUGUUUGCUGUAAUUUGAAGUUUUAUGAGGAGUUAGGGUUUUGCUGAAUUUGUGUAGAACUAUAAAUGUUUAGCUUGGAAUGACAAUUCAGUAAGAUUUACGUGGUAA
Messenger RNA from Argentina anserina (silverweed cinquefoil), 462 nucleotides. RefSeq lists its product as uncharacterized. NCBI's taxonomy places the organism in Eukaryota, Viridiplantae, Streptophyta, Magnoliopsida, Rosales, Rosaceae. The record is from RefSeq and is a predicted model, not a curated record. The transcript has a single exon. The coding region runs from base 23 to 310 and encodes 95 amino acids.